Messenger RNA from Megalops cyprinoides (Indo-Pacific tarpon), 2300 nucleotides. RefSeq names its product mediator complex subunit 4 (gene med4). Bases 6 to 764 code for a protein of 252 amino acids. The record is from RefSeq and is a predicted model, not a curated record. The transcript is spliced from 7 exons. Gene Ontology annotation, cellular component: core mediator complex; mediator complex. Lineage: Eukaryota; Metazoa; Chordata; Actinopteri; Elopiformes; Megalopidae. Gene Ontology annotation, biological process: regulation of transcription by RNA polymerase II. Gene Ontology annotation, molecular function: transcription coregulator activity.
UAACGAUGGCGGUUUCCGACAGGUCUACGAAAGAGCGUCUUUUAUCUGUUUUGGACGACCUGGAGGUGUUAUCUAGGGAACUGAUUGAGAUGCUUGCUUUGUCGAGGACGCAAAAACUUCCUCAGCCGGGUGAAGAUACUCAGAUUGUGGAGCUGCUGGUGCAGAGGGAUGCGGAGUUCCAGGAGCUGAUGAAGGUGGCUCUGGAGCAGGGGAAGGUCCACCAGGAAAUGCAGCUCCUGGAGAAGGAGGUGGAGAAGAGGGACAGUGACAUCCAGCAGCUGCAGAAACAGUUGAAAGAAGCUGAACACAUUCUGGCGACUGCUGUGUAUCAAGCAAAGGAGAAACUGAAAUCAAUUGAAAAAGCUCGAAAAGGGAGCAUUUCCUCUGAAGAGAUCAUCAAAUAUGCUCACAGAAUCAGUGCAAGCAAUGCUGUGUGUGCCCCUCUCAACUGGGUACCAGGUGACCCACGGAGACCCUAUCCCACCGACUUGGAGAUGCGCAGUGGAAUGCUGGGUCACAUGAGUAACCUGCCAACCAAUGGGGUGAAUGGACAUCUUCCAGGCGAUGCCCUGGCUGCUGGCAGAUUGCCAGAUGUUCUAACACCGCAGUAUCCGUGGCAGUCCAGCGAUGUGUCUGUGGGCAUGCUUCCCCCCCACCACAGCAACGACUUCUCACUAGAGCCCCCGGGGCACAACAAGGAGAACGAGGACGACGUGGAGGCCAUGUCCACCGACUCAUCCAGCAGCAGCAGCGACUCAGACUGAGACGCACUAGGACACGCAAACACGGCACACACCUGAGUGUGUGACUGCAGGUCUGACUACAUGGCGACCCCAGGCACCAAUCCAGGAUCGGUCAACCCAGCUCGUCGUUAAUUCAAGACAGUUUGUACUAGGCCUAAAUUGCUGAAACUGAUACAGAGUCAGCCUUGGGGGUGCUCUAUGUACACCACGAAUGCCGCUGCCCCAAGAUGCUUUCUUUUGUAAGCUGUACUUUCCGGUGGAGCUCACCGCUUGCCAUCAGUGGCUACAAUUUUGACUCAGAGAUUCUCUCCUCACCGCUGUGUAUGUAGCCUCUGUUUCUUUAUCUGUAGUUGCCGGUCAAAAGAUUCGAUGCAGCAUACGUGGAACAUUUGUUUUUCAUGUAGCCAUCACAUUUGUUGAAAGCCAGUUGCUGCGCAUAUCAAAUGGAACAAAUAGUAAAUUUAAAAUUUUACCCAUAUUCCAUCUUAAAGACCUAUGGACUCCACCCCCUUAUAAAAGAAUUGUCUGUCAAAUAACACUAGCUACACUAACAAUAGAUAAAUAUUAAAUGCUGAAACACUGAAAACUGGAAGGGUUAUCACAAUUGACAGACAUUUAUUUUAAGCAAGAACUCUUCAGAGUACAAAUCUAAAUAAAUAAAAUCUUAAGUAAUUUACUUGUCACGGGAUCUCCUCAAGCAAAAUGACCAACUAAAGUACUGCAUUGAAAAUAAUAAAUGAAACCAAAGUCCCACAGUGCAGAUAGCUUUGAGGUUCAUUUAUUAUUUCAUUUAUUAUUUCAAAGGUUUGUGUCUGUCACUCCCUCCCCUGCAUUCGUGUUUGUCUCAAGUCGUUGCUGUGAGAACUUCCAGCACCAGAAUGCUCCCUUAUAUCCACCUUAACUAACAAAUAUUUAGAGACCUUGCAUUUUGACAUAAUAGUCAGUGUUUAAGGUCAGUGUUUAAAGAUGCAAUCUUUUUUUCAUAAUGUACAAAUUCAUCAGAAAUAACUCUUACACUGCUUUCAGUGAAACUCUGUCCCAGUACUGUGAACAAAAAACAGAGGUACAAAUCCACUGGAGUCUGGCUUUAAGAUUGGAAUUCACUCUAAAUUGUGCUAUGCUUCAUAACACAGAUAAAGCUGCAGGGGAAUUGUCAUGCUUAAAACUGCACAGGUGCACACUGCUGUUGCCCUUGUGGUAAAAGCUCACUGAUGUAUUCAUCUGUAAAAGAGGAAAAAGGUCUUCUGUGUGGAUAUGGAAUCAGUGUUCUAGAGGCUUUGCUAAGGACAGGAAAAUUGAUACUGCAAGCUGAAAAUAGAAUCAGAGGUGUGAUAUGGAGGUUCAGUCAUGUUUUUCUCCUGAGUGCAUUUUUUUCCAGCCUGGUUCUGUUUCAGUCACAGUACAAAACAACGCUCCAGUUGUGAGACAAACAAAAUAUGUUUUUCGUUUAGUAAUUUAGCAGACGCCCGUAUUCAGAGUGAGAAAACACAAGUACCUCUAAUAAUUGUGCUGGGAUUAAGGGCACUAACAUGAGUUGACAAGUUGUUCAUAAAAACA